Molecule: messenger RNA, 1550 nt
Organism: Poecilia latipinna (sailfin molly)
Lineage: Eukaryota; Metazoa; Chordata; Actinopteri; Cyprinodontiformes; Poeciliidae
Product: argininosuccinate lyase-like
Exons: 14
Cellular component (GO): cytosol
Molecular function (GO): argininosuccinate lyase activity
Source: RefSeq, a predicted model, not a curated record
GAAAAUGUGCAGAAAAAGGCUCCAAAAGUGGAGAAAAAGACAGGACAAAAACAGAGCAAGCAGGGCAGGCAUGGGCAGGGAAGGAGCAGAGGGAAAAAGCAUCCGCCUUCACCAAGAGCAAGAGAGGAAAAAAGUCAUGUAACCCUCAUUUUGCUCCACAGAUUUCUGAAGAAUGGUCUAAAGGUGCGUUUUUGAUUAAACCUGGAGAUGAAGACAUUCACACAGCCAACGAACGCAGGCUUAAGGAGCUGAUUGGUGCUCCUGCAGGGAAGUUGCACACCGGCAGGAGCAGAAAUGAUCAGGUGGUGACGGACAUGAAGCUGUGGCUACGAGACGCCAUCGCUAUGCUAACGGAUAACUCCCUGCAGCUCAUCUCCACCAUGGUGGAGCGGGCAGCAAUAGAAAUUGACGUCCUUUUUCCUGGUUACACCCACAUGCAGAAGGCUCAGCCAGUCAGAUGGAGUCACUGGAUUCUCAGCUAUGCUGUAGCUUUAAGCAGAGACGUGGAGCGGCUUCUGGAGAUCAAGAAAAGAAGCAAUAUUUUACCUCUUGGCAGCGGCGCCAUUGCUGGCACACCUUUUGACAUCGACAGAGAGCUACUGCGGACAGAGUUGGGGUUUGAUAGCGUCAGCCUGAACAGUAUGGAUGCCACAGGACAGAGAGACUUUGUUGCGGAGUUCUUGUUCUGGGCUUCCCUGUGUUUGACCCACCUUAGUAAGAUGGCCGAGGAUCUCAUGCUGUACAGCACUAAGGAGUACUCCUUCGUCACGCUCGCCGAUGCCUACAGCACAGGCAGCAGUUUGAUGCCCCAGAAGAAGAAUGCCGACAGUCUGGAGCUGAUCAGGAGUAAAGCAGGUCGUGUCUUUGGCAGAUGUGCAGGAUUCAUGAUGACUCUGAAGGGUCUGCCCAGCGCAUAUAACAAGGAUCUGCAGGAGGACAAAGAAGCCAUGUUUGACUGCUAUGAUACUGUCCAUGCUGUGCUGCAGGUGACAACUGGAGUCAUGUCGACUCUAAAGAUCAACCAGAGUGUAAUGGAAGCUGCGCUUAAUCCUGACAUGUUGGCUACAGAUCUGGCCUACUACCUCGUGAGAAAAGGGGUGCCAUUCAGAGAAGCCCAUGGUCUCUCUGGAAAAGCUGUAUUUGCAGCUGAAUCUAAAAAUGUCUCCCUGAAUCAGCUGACUGAGGCGGACCUCGCUGCUAUCAGCCCGUUGUUUGGAAGUGAUGUGUCUUCAGUGUGGGACUACCGGAGCAGCGUGGAGCAGUACAGCGCUUCUGGGGGAACAUCGAAGAGCAGCGUCUCUGCCCAGGUGGAACACCUGAGGAACUGGCUGAAGACUCGUUCACCGUGACCUCUUCUCUGUGACCUCCAGCUGUCAGACUUGGGUCAAAGUGAAUUACUUACACCUUUAUUCACACUGCCUUUAUAAGCUUGAAAUUUAUUUGCUUUAAGUGACUUUCAUCUCAGGAUACUUUUGUUGAUCAUGUAUUCUUACCUGAGCAGUGAUCAAUAGGUUACGGAAUAAAGGAUAAUGUUACAGACUUCACUCAAA